UCUCUCUCUCUCAGUGGCACAGCGACCACGGGAAAGAGAGGUCGCCUCCCGCAACGCUCUCUCUCUCAAGUUAGUGUGCGCGUGUGAGAGAGAGAGAGAGAGAGAGAGCUAGCUUACUUGCUCUCUCACUCAUAGGACUACUACACUCUCACCUCUCCCAGCCCUGCCAUCUCCCAAGUCAGGCCGCAGCGUGUCCUUUUCUGCUACGUGAUUGGCUAGAGAAAGGACAGCUGUUGAUUGGAGGGUUGGAUAGGUGGAUUGAAAGACAGACACCACCACCACCACCACCACCACCACCACCACCAUGUGCCCCGCCCCAUUACUACGGCCCCGUCCAGCCCCUCAUUAGCUAUGGCUCUCUUGCUCCUCCUCUUCCUCCUCCUCCUCCUUGUGCCCCGCCCUUCCCCCGCCUGCCCCGCGCCCUGCUCCUGCCUCCCCGCGCCGGUGGGUGUCGGGAGAGGGAUGGGCGUGGUCUGCGCGGGCCUGGGACUGACUGACGCGCCCAUAGAAUUUGAGAAUGGGCUUGAGGUAGUUUAUGUUGACCUCAGCAACAAUGAAUUAAGUGACCUUCCUGACCUGACCUUCGCAAAUUACCCAUCUCUCCUUCACCUGAGGUUAUCGGGAAACAGAAUCAGCAACAUUGGCAACACUGCUUUUCACCGCCUACACCUGAAGGAACUGUAUUUAGACAACAACCUUUUAACUACCUUGCCUGAUGCCCUUCCCACCUCGCUGCUGAGACUUUCCCUGGAGGAUAACUACUUCACCGAUGCCCCUACGACACUACCGGAACUCCAGAACCUUCAGGAGCUGAAUCUCGCGCGGAACAAGAUCAAAUUAAUUAGCUCAGGUGACUUCCGGAAUCUCUCUCACCUGUUGUCGCUGUCUUUACAUCAGAACCAAAUAGAGGAGAUAGAAGAGGGUGCAUUUGAGUCUCUACAGUCACUCCAAGUCUUGGAUCUGACGGAGAACAGCCUGGAGGAGGUGCCUGGUGCUGUGUUGUCCUGUGUGCGCCUCACCAGACUGCUGCUGGGCCACAACCGCCUGACACACCUGGGGGAGACGUCCUUCUCUGGCCUGCGGGACUUGCAGCAGGUGACUCUCCAGGGCAACCCGAUCACCACCGUUCAUCCUGCAGCCUUCACCAACCUGCCUUCCCUCACCAAGCUAAUCUUGAAGGAAAUCCGCGGCCUCUCCCACUUCCCUCAUGUCAACGGAAGCAAGAGUCUGGAGCUGAUCAGAAUUGACAGAGCCUCCUUAACUGCCCUCCCCGACUCCCUGUGCUCCUUCGUGCCCCGCCUUCGUAGUCUGAACCUUCACCUGAACGCCAUAAGAAAAUUGCCUGACUUGAGUGGUUGCGCUGAACUGAGGCUACUGGACCUGAGUGACAACGCCAUCAGCAGCCUGGGCCACGCAUCCUUCAAGGGCGCGCCACUCCUGCAGGACCUCCUCCUUCAGGACAACAGAAUAUCACACGUUCCUGCUGACGCCUUUGUAGGACUCGCCAGCCUGCAGGUCCUGGAUCUACAGAGGAACCAGAUUUUAGAGAUAGAAGAGGAUGCCUUUCUUCCACUCGCCAGCCUCGAGGACAUUAACCUCGGCGACAACCACUUCCCCAGACUCCCUCACCUGGGCCUGCAACACGUGGUCUCCAUCAAGGUGCACAACAACAGGCAUCUCAGGGUGUUUCAGGGCCCUGACAGCUUCCCUAAGGUGCACUCCCUGGUCCUGUCCUACGCCUAUCACUGCUGCCCGUUCCUAUCCAUCGAAGAAGACGUGACACAGGAGCCGAGGAUAGGAGAAGAUGUCCUAUUCAACAUAUCCUGGUCCUCCCAUCCCAGCCUCUGGAACGCGACUGGUGGAUGGGGGAUGGGAGGGGAGGAGGAGGAAGAUGAGGGCGGGUUGAGCUUUGAGAGGCUGUGGGCUAACCUCCCCACUGCCUUCCCUCCAGCACUCCUCAACUACACCCACCCACACUCCGGCCGCCCGCCCCUGCCACCCCGAUCCACGCCCACACGCCCCCAGUGCAUCCCUCUACCUGGUCCCUUCAUGCCGUGCCGAGACCUGUUUGAUUGGUGGACGCUGCGCUGCGGGGUGUGGAUCGUGUUCCUGCUGGCGCUGAUGGGCAACGGCGUGGUGGUGGUGGUGCUGGUCGCCGCCUACGCCAAGAUGGACGUACCGCGCUUCCUCGUCACCAACCUCGCGCUGGCAGACUUCUUCAUGGGCGUAUACCUAGGGUUCCUGGCGGUGGCGGACGCCUCCACGCUGGGUGAGUUCCGCAUGUACGCCAUCCCGUGGCAGAUGUCCGCGGGGUGCCAAGUGGCGGGCUUCCUGGGCGUGCUGAGCUCCGAGCUGUCGGUGUACACGCUGGCGGUGAUCACGCUGGAGCGGAACUACGCCAUCACGCACGCCAUGCACCUGCAGAAGCGGCUGUCGCUGCGACAGGCAGCGUACAUCAUGGCGGCGGGCUGGGUGUUCGCCCUCACCAUGGCGGUGCUCCCGCUGGCGGGCGUGUCGGACUACCGCAAGUUCGCGGUGUGCCUGCCCUUCGAGACGGCAGGACCCGGCCUGGGUUACGUGGUGUUCCUCAUGUUCAUCAACGGCGUGGCCUUCCUCAUCCUGAUGGGCUGCUACUUCAAGAUCUACUGCGCCAUCCGCGGUUCGCAGGCGUGGAACAGCAACGACUCCCGCAUCGCCAAGCGCAUGGCACUGCUCGUGUUCACGGAUCUGGUGUGCUGGGCGCCCAUCGCCUUCUUCUCCCUCACCUCCGCCUUUGACCUGCACCUCAUUUCGCUGGAGGAGGCCAAGGUGUUCACGGUGUUCAUCCUGCCUCUCAACUCGUGCUGCAACCCCUUCCUGUACGCGCUGCUCACCAAGCAGUUCAAGAAGGACUGCGUCAUGCUGUGCAAGACCAUCGAGGAGUCCCGCGUCACGCGAGGCAUCGGCCGCUGCCGCCAUUCCUCCAACUUCAGCAACAGACAGACGCCCGCCAACACCAACAGUGCUGUGGACCACACGUCGCAGGGCGACGGCAAGCCGCCCUGUGGCUGCCGCCUCGGUAAGCAGGAGAAGAGGCGGCGGCCGCGCCUCAGUCUGGCGGCGCUCAAGCACCUGCUGUGCCAGCGCGGCGCCACCACCACCACCUCCUCCAGCGACGGCAGCUUCCAAGCAGACGCUGCGGCUCGCCGCGGCCCGCGCCACGCCUCGCUCUCCAGUGACACCUGCAGCGGCUCCUGGAGCGACACAUGGCGGCGCGGGCGUGGCGGCGCCGCCGUGCCGCGCCCCGUAGACCGCCGCCGCCAUAACUCGUGGUCCGCGUCGCACCGGCCCUCUCAGGAGAGCAGCCUGUCCGCCUCGCGCCCUGACUCCGCUGCCUCUGCCUCCACCGCCACCUGGCGCAUCUCCCGCUCCUCAGUGUCCUCAGACACCUCCAACGGCAGCGGUAGGGCGCGGGGCUGCGAGGCCACGGCGGCACCACGGCGCUGCGGGCGCGGGGCGGGGCCUCCACGCCAGCUGAGCCAGGGCGCCCUCGUUCCCGCCACGCGACCACCCACAGGGCGUGCCAAGCCGCGCCUGACGCGCCAGACAGCGGUGGAGCGCGAGGCUUACACGCCAGGGCGCGAGGGCUCGGCGCCGGACAGCCCGCCGUGCCCGCUGCACCUGCGGCCUGACCAGCUGUCCUGCGUGUACGAGCAGAGCCACGAGGACGACCCCGCGCCCGCGCCGCCCCUGCUGCUGGACGCCGCCGCGCUAGACGACAGCGUGUUUGCUGACUCCAGCGACGAUCACCACGCCUCGCCUCCCGCCUCGCCCCCCGCGCCCGGCCACGCCCGCACCCAGGACGCCGCCCCCGCCACCUACACCGAGGCCUUCGAGACCGCCGUCCUGGUGCCCCCAACCUCAACGCAGGCCGCGCCCCUUGAGACGCACUUCCCCCUGGAGGAGCGCCGCCCGCUCAUCUGAGGCGACGGGGCUCAGGGCGCCACGAGCUGCCGCGCCCUCACGCGAUGGGAGCAGCCGCUCACCGUGCCGCGUCGUGUCGUUACGCGACGCCCCGCGCUAGGCAGAGGGCGCGGCUCAGCGAGGGGGGGUGUGGCGUGGCUGGACUGGGGAAGGGUGGGAGGCGAGUUCGCCAUACAAGCCAAAGACAAGUAGCCUGUAGCCUGUAGCCUGUAGCCUGUAGCCUGUAGGUCGUCGUAGCGUCGCUGUGCACCUGUUGUAAGCACCUUUGUAUAACAUUAUUACUUGAACUAUUUAUCUAUUGAAUGUUGUGACUUGCAAGUGUUUGUCAGCCACCAGUACUACAAUACAGUACUCCUCUAUGUACC
Messenger RNA from Scylla paramamosain (green mud crab), 4328 nucleotides. Its product is annotated as follicle-stimulating hormone receptor-like. Gene Ontology annotation, molecular function: G protein-coupled peptide receptor activity; protein binding; protein-hormone receptor activity. The coding region runs from base 352 to 3963 and encodes 1203 amino acids. Gene Ontology annotation, cellular component: plasma membrane. Gene Ontology annotation, biological process: adenylate cyclase-activating G protein-coupled receptor signaling pathway; hormone-mediated signaling pathway; activation of adenylate cyclase activity. The transcript has 19 exons. The record is from RefSeq and is a predicted model, not a curated record. NCBI's taxonomy places the organism in Eukaryota, Metazoa, Arthropoda, Malacostraca, Decapoda, Portunidae.